Aspergillus ochraceoroseus IBT 24754 is the source of this 1263-nucleotide messenger RNA. RefSeq lists its product as uncharacterized. The transcript has a single exon. The coding region runs from base 1 to 1263 and encodes 420 amino acids. Lineage: Eukaryota; Fungi; Ascomycota; Eurotiomycetes; Eurotiales; Aspergillaceae. The record is from RefSeq and is a predicted model, not a curated record.
AUGCAUCGAGGAUUUGACGACCUCCCCUACGAGCUGUUCUUAGAGAUUGUCUCCUACAUCGAAGAUUGCUCCUCCUUGUAUAGCCUCCUCCGCGCAUCCCCCGCUCUCUCCCGUGUAUUCAAUCACAAUGGGCUGGAAAUCACUCGCUCCGUCUUCUCCAAAGACAAUAUGUGCGAUCAAAUCCUAGAGUCCAUCCAUAUCAUAGCCGUCCUCCAAUCUUCGUCGCCUUGGCCCUUUCCCACUCUUCACGAGUUUAUCUCCCGAUUUAUCAGGGUAACAGUUCGAGAUCCAGAGGCUCCAUACACCCCACUACUCCCGCCAGCGCCAGUCCUAUCGACAGAUUUACCCGAUACUACCCCCACGCAGACUAUAAGGCGCAUUCUCUCUGUCUACGCCCAAAUCUCAUAUCUCACUUCUGCCUGUAUCCAGCUUUGUCUACAGCGUUUCCAAGCCAUUCAGCCCGAGAAUAUCGUAAAUCCAGAAGCUCGCUACCACGCCACAUCCGGUCCAAGGAAGGACAAGAUAGCGCCGUGGAAACAAACUUUCGAAAGCGUCCAGGUCCCAUUUCAUGAUUUUGGCCCGCCAACAUGGGACGAGGAGCAGCGUGUUUCUCGGGCGCUUUGGCGAAUCCAGCUCUUCUAUGAUCUGCGCACAGCCGCGGCCCAGUCGCGUCUCGGCUGGUCGAGUCAAGAUCUGAAACAUCUCCAAAGUAUGCAUGAGCGGGACCUUUACGUGGGUGGGAGGUCCCGCUACGAGCCUAUGGAAAUCGACACGGUGAUUGACUAUCUGAACCAUGUGCGGGGAGCAGGCUCCCCUAGGGGGGACAGCAGCAAGGCCUCUCCGCCGCUACGGCUGCCAUUCCUUUCUCAUCCAGUUAAGAGGAAAUGGCCAAUACCCAAACGACCGCCUCCCGGUUCAUCGCAUUUUAAAUUCUCCGUCGAUAUCCCGGCAUUCGGGCUAAAGGAGUACAAAGUGCUGGCAGGGCUGCACUUUUCUCCCUUGAGGACGGUCAGGUUUGAUUUCUACCGUCGUCUUGGCAUCGCGUUCUGGUGUCAGAAGAGGAUCCAAGAAGCAGGGCUAUGUCCUACAUAUCCGGGGGCCAGGUCUAUCAAUGUCAGCUCGUGGCUCUUUGCAUGGCGAAGCAUCCUGGACCCGGGCGACAUCGAAACGGUGGAACAGAGAUUAGAGUGGGAAUUGGAGGAGUACAAGACGAAAGGAGGGGCGAUUCGAGGGCUAGAUCGCUCUUACUGGGGCUGGACAUGA